Messenger RNA from Nycticebus coucang (slow loris), 1761 nucleotides. RefSeq names its product solute carrier family 49 member 3 (gene SLC49A3). Gene Ontology annotation, biological process: transmembrane transport. Gene Ontology annotation, molecular function: transmembrane transporter activity. Lineage: Eukaryota; Metazoa; Chordata; Mammalia; Primates; Lorisidae. Gene Ontology annotation, cellular component: membrane. The record is from RefSeq and is a predicted model, not a curated record.
AUGGCGGGGCCGUCUGGGGCCGGGCCAGGGGUGGCUCCAGAUGGGCUGGAGGCUGUCCAGGACCGGAUGACCGCGGGGGCCGAGCCGGGGGCCGAGCCGGGGGCCUCCGAGACCCAGACCCUGGGCGCACAGUCGGGCUACCGGGCCUACGCGCGCCGCUGGAUCUUCCUGCUGGUGGUCAGCCUGCUCAGCUGCUCCAAUGCAAUGCUGUGGCUCAGCUUUGCACCUGUCGCGGACACUGUUGCUGAGCACUUCUUCUUGUCCAUGGAACUGAUCAUAUCACUUGUCUACCUGGUGGUGUCCAUCCCAUUCGGCAUAGUGGCCAUCUGGGUGCUGGAUUCUGUUGGGCUUCACUGGGCGACCAUCUUGGGUGCAUGGCUGAACUUUGCUGGGAGUGUUCUGUGCACCCUGCCCUGUGUGGCUGUUGAGACCCUCCACCCAUUCACCUUCUUAAUGGGUGGCCAGAGCCUCUGUGCCCUGGCCCAGACCCUGGUCAUCUUCUCUCCAGCCAAGCUGGCUGCCUUGUGGUUCCCAGAACACCAGCGAGCCAUAGCCAACAUGAUUGCCACCAUGUCCAACACCCUGGGCAUCCUUGGGGCUAAUGUGCUAUCACCUGCAUUGGUCAGGAAGGGUGAGGACAUUCCCAUAAUGCUGGGCGUCUGUGCCAUCCCUGCUGGCCUUGCCUGCCUGCUGGCCACCACCUGCCUCUGGGAGAGCGUGCCCCCCACCCCACCCUCUACUGGGGCCGCCAGUUCCACCUCAGAAAAGUUCCUGGAUGGGCUCAAGCUGCUCCUGUGGAACAAGGCUUAUGUCCUCCUGGCAGUGUGCUUCGGAGGCAGAAUUGGGGUCUUCUCCAGCUUCAUGGCCCUCCUGGAGCAGAUCCUCUGUGCAAGUGGCUACUCCAGUGAGUUUUCAAGCCUCUGUGCAGCUCUAUUCAUCGUGUUUGGAAUUCUGGGGGCACUGGUUCUCGGCAUAUAUGUGGACCGGACCAAACGCUUCACCGAAGCCACCAAGAUUAGCUUCUGCUUGACCUCUGUGGCCUGUGUGGCGUUUGCCCUGGUGUCCCAGCUGCAGGGGCAGACCCUCGCCCUGGCUGCCAUCUGUGCACUACUCGGGCUCUUUGGCUGUUCAGUGGCACCUGUGGCCAUGGAGCUGGCAGUUGAAUGCUCCUUCCCUGUGGGGGAGGGUGCUGCUGCAGGCCUGAUCUUUGUGUUGGGGCAGGCAGAAGGCAUGCUUAUUAUGGUGGCACUGAUGGCACUAACCAUGUGCUGCCCAGAGUUGUCCUUCUCCACCUGCAAGCAUGGUGAGGACCCGCGUGACUGGGCAAGGUCCCUGUUGCUGCUGGCUGGCCUGUGCACCCUCUUCAGCUGUGUCUUGACACUCUUUUUCCACACCUCUUACCGGCGCCUUAAGGCCGAGUCUGGCAUGUCCCCCUCCACCCAGGAUCCAGUCAGUCUUCUGGCCCUGCCGCCCUCCUCCACGAGGCUAAGCCCCAGGGACGGACUUCUUGAGAAGGGGAGGUUAGAGAGGCAGGCAUGGACCACUUUGGCUGUGCUGGUGGCAGCUGAGAUCCCGCUGCAGGGACGCAGGGGCCUUGGGGCACCUAGGGCACGGCAGGAGGUCCCCUCGACCCCAGACCCUGUGGCUGUACCGAGAAGAGCUACUGCCCUGUGGACAAUGACCAGGCAGGACACCGACAGCCAGGACAGAUCUUCGCACCAGAAGCGGCACAAGAGCCGCGCGGCGAAGAGUGCGGCAUAG